Molecule: messenger RNA, 8632 nt
Organism: Paramuricea clavata
Lineage: Eukaryota; Metazoa; Cnidaria; Anthozoa; Malacalcyonacea; Plexauridae
Source: the annotation of a GenBank genome assembly
GUUUCCCGCAGAUCAAUUAAACGUUGGCCAUUUACAUGAUGUCGAUUCGCUUUCGCAUUCAAUACUAGACAACAGUCUGAUGUGUAUUAGAAUGUCCAACCUUCGUUCAUUUGUCAGGUACCAGAGUAACGUUCUCGAUUCCUGGAAUGCAUGAAAUAUUUUCCUAGAAAUGGUGAUUUGAUUCUGUGUAGCCUGUAAGUACGGUGUUUUGAGACUAAAAAUUACAUGAAAAAAUUUCUCAAUUCUGAUUGGCUAAGAUCAGUGCCAUUUUUUCGAAAUACAGUGCGAAAAAAUGAAAGGCUAUGCUCCAUAAUCAGACAUCAAUUUUACUGUUCACUGGCAAAUAUUAUAUUUUUGUAUCUACGUAGACUCUACGUAUACUGUGAGGUUGAUAAAAGUGAAGAAUAAAAGUAUGAAUCUGAAAUCAUUUGUCGUUACACAAAGCAAUUUUCCAUGCAGCUUGGAACCCAAUUAUUGUUCUGGCCCAAAAAAAUAAAGCUGAGGCACGCUGAGGCAUUCAAAUUCUAACAAUACGUUAUUUCAAUAGUUUUGGUUUUUGGGAGACACCCUGUAUUGCAGGGGCAUUUCAAAUAAUCUGGGAAACUAUAACCUCAAGUUUUAAGGACUAACUAAGGGGAGUUGGGUGUGCUAAUCAUCCUUACUUCCAGCUGAGAGAUAUUAAGCUGCAUUACAAAGGACGCAUCUCAACCUGAUGGAGUGAAGAGUUGCUAAGAGUGUCUCUGGUUGCCACUGUAGAUAUUGGAUAAGCAAUACUUUUAUUGUCAAAACCUACAUCUAUAAUUAAUUUACUGACAAUUUCUGCUGUAUACUUCAGCCUAUUGCAUGAAAUUAUACGAAGAACAUGAGGGUCACAAGACUUGCACAAGGACAAUGUCGAAAUUUUAAUGUGUAAUUCAAUAUUCAGGAAUUUAAGGUUUAUUCUGCUCAAAGUGAAACUAAGCACAGACCCUGCAGUAUCUCGAGCGAUUUUGUCUGCUCUUUCAAACGACUUGCUUCAUUCCCUUUCUUCGAUCACAAGUCAAGCACAGUGUUUCAAAUUCUAGCGAUGUAAAUAAACUGGAAGUUAAAUUCUAGAUCUUGAAGGAAUAAAAGCCACGGUAAGAAUCGAAUUAACUAAUUAAUUUAAGUAAUAUAUAAUCAUAAGGAAGCUAAAAUAUUAGACAUAUCAAAACAACAAUGUCACUUCAGCCAUAUAUCUGAAAGGAAAUGGGUAUUUAGAACUUUAUCUUUGGUUUUAGAUGUGGGGGCUGACUUUGUUUAGAAAGGUAAUCUACAAUUACAAAUAGCAGAUUUGGUUUAUAGUCAUAUUCGUUGAUGCAGAACCGCCAUUGACAUGUAGUCAUGUUAGUGCAUGCUUUCACAAAUAAUUGAUGUAAUAUACCAGAUCCGGCGAAUGUGAGGAUUUUACCAGAUAUCCAGUUCACGCAAUUAGUUCAGUACGAGGUUAUACUUAAAGUGAGGUGAAUUUAAUCCAGUCCAAGGACUGAAUUAAUUUUCAUUCAGUCCUUGGAUUGGAUCAAUAUAUUUCACCAGAUAUACCGUAGUAUCAUGUGAGCGAAAUAAAGUAAUAUGUACUAUUUAAAACACGAGCUAGCAGGAGUGCUUUAUCACAUAUAAAAUACGCUGGGGCGUAGGAACAUGGGGGGGGGGGCACGUGUCCUCCCCCCUCAAAGGAACAAAAGUGCCCUUUUUUUGUGAUGAAAAGUGUCCUUUUUGUACAAGCUAGUGUCGCUGUAAAUACUAAAUUAACAUCAAAGGUGCCCUUUUCGUUUGGAAAUUUCGAUGUUUUAAAAACAAUUUGGUCAAAAACGUGCAAUUUCGGUAUAGUGUGCCUAGAAAAUUUUUCUUCCUCCACGUCGCCAACAAUUCCAGGAAAACUUUUUAAGAUGCCCUUUUCAGUAUCCAAAAGUGCCCCUGGAAUCCGCCCCCCCCCCAAUCUUUUGAUGCUUCCUAUGCCCCUGAAAAUACGAGAGCGCAGCUCGAGUGUUCUAUCACAGAAUAAGGUACACAGAAGGUCGACCCGAGUAACCGCUGCCACGCCAUGAUUCAUCAUCAAAAAUGCUGACGCCAUGGUCCUAGCCAGUGCGCGUUUAAGAGGCAUUCCCCCCCCUGGACGUCCGACAUUUUGAAUAUUGUCAGGGGGGUGAAUGCCUCUCAAACGCGACUGGCUAGGACCAUGGCGUCAGCAUUUGAUGACGAAUUACGGGUUACGCCAAAAUCAUUGGAAAAUCAUAGGGAAAACCAAGAAGUCGGCCUUCUGUGUACCUUAUUCUGUGAGUCUAUAUAACCUAGUUUCCAUUUGGUCGUUAGUUGUUUCUGGCACGGUGGCUGAUGUAAUAGAGUGUCAACAAAACUUUAUAAAACUCUGCAAUCAUUAAGACUGAUUUGCAUGUAACACACAAACAGACUAUUAUAAUAUUAGACUAUUUCACAUCGUGCCAGCGACAACUAACGACCAAAUGGAAACUAGGCUUAUCUGAUAAAACACGGACUGCGAAUGUUUUAAAUGGCUUAAAAAACGACUCGUCCGAUGAGUUCACUGGCGAAGUAAUUUUAGAAAUAAACCUUUUUUAAGCCGAGAGAAUCAAUGCUAAUAUUUAUAUAAAUGAACAUAAUUUUUCAUCACAUAUAAAACCGCCGAGAGAUGAUAUAAUGAUUAUCAUGAAUUACUAAUGACUUUUUUGAGGUUCGUUGAUUUAUAAUUACUCAUGAGUUUGAGAUUUUUCCGUAUUAGUGUUUCAUAUUAGUGAACAUAAAGUGGCUCGAUAUGGUUUUUCAAAACUGGAAAAUUCACGAUUUAGAUCCGUAUUUUUGGAGAAUUAUUACUUGUUGAAAAACAAAAAUAUCUUACUGAAAUAACACAACAUCUAAAGGGUUUCAAGUUUUUCACAAAGACUACGCAACUGCCGUUCCUAUGACAACAGUGCCGUUUCAAAAUGACGGAUUUUUUUUGCUUUAAAGUAAUUCAACUCGUAAACGACAUCGGUGACCUCCAAUUUUUAUUUCAUAAAAUGAUUCCCUUUAGUAUACUCAAUUAGUUUGACAUUUAAAAAAAAAUUGUUUAGCCAAAAUUUUUCAAGUUACGUAAAUGUGAUUAUUCAUAAUAUUUUUUUUUGACUGAGCAGAAUUUUUUUGUAAUUGUCAAAAUAAUUGAGUAUACUAAAAUAAAUUAUUUUAAGGCAAAACUUAAAGUACUUUAAAGGCAAAAUGUCCGCCAUCUUGAAACGUCAUUCUUGCUAUAACAACGGCAGUUGCAUAAGGUUUGUGAAAAAAAUUGAACCCUUUAGGCGUUGUUUUUCAUCAAUAAGGUACUUGCUUUUCAACAAGUAAUAAUUCUCCAAAAAUAUGGAUCUAAAUCGUUAAUUUUCCAUUUUUUCAAAAGCUGUAUCGAGCCACCUUAAGCAAGCGACGUUUUUGUGAACACGGACGUCGCGCGAAAAAUGAUAUAACUCAUUCUGGCGGCAUUUUUGCAUCAUAGCGUUCAUGUAAGAAACUGCAAAAAAAACUAUAAAAAUCUUAAACUGACACAAACACAGUUUUUAAGAUCCAGUCCCCUCUCGACAAUCUGACGUCCGUAUUCACAAAAAUGUCCCUUGGUUAAGCUUCCUAUUAAGUAUAAAACGAUAUCUAACGGCAUCUCUUUUCUUAUAUUUCUCAAGAUGUUGAUUAUAAGAAAGACAUGGAUAAAACUCGUGAUCAUGAAUUCUUGAAGUGAAUAGAAAAUGGCGUCGUACGACACUGGUUAUGAAGACGAACUAUUUGAACAUCCAGUCGGCCCGAGCUCUCAUUGCGGUAUUUGUUACAAUGUUGUUAAAAACCCCGUUAUGUGUCGUCAUAAUGAACAUCUAUUCUGCCGAGCUUGUAUCACCAGACAUCUCAUGAACUCCCAGACAUGUCCUUUGUGUUUGGAACCACUCGCCAUCGAGACUUUGAGCCAACCAUCGCGGACCAUAAUGAACUUACUGUCGGAAUUAAAAAUUCGUUGCCAAUUCUUCAAUCGUGGUUGUGAAACGUUUAUUGAGUUAGGAAAUCUGGAGAAGCAUAUUAGAGUCUGUGGGUUUGCCCCGGCAGUCUGCUCUAACGAAGGUUGCCGACUUGAAGUGAAUAAACAAGAUUUAUUGCGCCAUGAAACAGCUGUGUGUGAACUACGCAGAGUUCAAUGUCAUAACUGUAAUGACAUACGACACGAGAUGGAUGUCGUGAAAGUGAAUUUGGCAGCAGUGAAUGUAAAGUUGAAUGAAGUUGUUGAAAAGUUGGAUAGAAAUGAGAAAAAGUUGGAUAGAAAUGAGAAAAACCUGACAAGAACUGUGGAAAACAUCGCAGUAGUCGUGGAAAAUGUGGAUGCAAAAAUUGAACUGGUUCAAGGACAACUUAGCAAGCAGAAAGAAACGAAUUGUCAGCUUAAAGCAGAUAACGUAACAAUGAAGGAAAGUUUAAACAAUAUUACAAAACAACUGGAAAAAAUAACACAACAAACAUCACAUACAGUUCAGGCUGAGAAAGGGAAGAAAGGAAUUGCGGAAGCUGGUGGAAUAGACAAAGAGCCGAAAAAUGUUAUUUCUGGAGGUUGGAAUGGUGGGAUGUUAAUUCUUUGCACUAGACUCAGUUUCACUAGACUCGUAAAAACGCAAAAGUUGUAACAAACCUGCGGCAGACUUGUAGCAAUGCCGUUCCAACAACUUGUUAACAAGAUAUGUUCGCACUGCUUGUUCCCAACUUGUUGACAGCUUCAUGAUUUUUUUUCUGUUUUGGUGACAGCUUGCUACAAGGUUGCAAUUGGUGAGCUCAACAGACUUGUUACGGGUUGUCCCAAAUGAAUCUAUUUAAUAUACAUAUCUCCCAAUGGAUUAGAUUUUGUGAGGGGAUGGCAAAAUUGAAAAAUUUCUUAAUUGUCGAAAGCAAAUAAAGGCCUUUUUCUGGAGGAGUACUAAAAUUUUUUCUUUUAAAUUCUAUUGUUUAAAUAGUAAAUUUCCAAAUUUCAAAAGGAUCUACAAAAAAAUUUUAUGGCAAAAUUUCUAAAUGGCCAAGAAUAUUUUAGACCUCAUCCAUAGGGGUAUUAUAUGGAAUGCCUUAUAAAGAAUACCGAGAUUAUUACUGUUCCGUCAGGUAUUUCAGAAUAGCUGAAUAAUGGAAAUUUUGUCCUCGGCAGGUUAACAACAAAAUGCCCCUAGCUCCAAAGCUGCCCCCAAAGCAACAAUUUUCUUGAUGCAAGAUUGCUUAAUCGACAAUAAAAUCCUAACUGCAUCAGUGCCGGAUAAUAUGCAAUAAAACAUAAUAUAUCGUAAAACACCGCUUCUCCCGUUUUACAAUCAUGAGUCAUAGGGAAAUUUUUAUGAUGUUAUAGAGCCCCCUGAGAAAGUUUCGCCCUGGGCGUCCCGUAAAGUAAAGUCAAUUGCUAUUAGCCAUUUCCCAAAGUCCUGGGUCUAGUCGCGCAAAUCCCAUGUUGGAGGGACAAGAAAUAUGACAGCACACAUUUUAAUUAAAAGUUUAAUAUAAAAAGGAAAUCUUUCAUUUUUGGUCUACUAAAAAGUUGAUAUUUGAUGGUAGAGACGUCUAUUCUUUCACAUAUUUGACGUCUGGCACCAUAUAUUUUGUCCCUCCAAACGAUCCCAGAAUGCACUGUGAUCUUUUGGGGAAAAUGCUCAUUAGGAAACUUUAAGGAAGAAUAAUUAAUUAACGUCUAUAGCGGUUAAUAGUUUAGUCAAAGGACUGGAUUCCAAAUUUGGGACAUGAUGAUUAAGUUCUACAAUGUUUGGAAUUUUACUUUUAGGAACUUCGAAGUUAUCAGUUGGUAUUUCGAAUAGAAUGAAAGGAAGAACUACUACUACUGUUACUUCGCCCAUGUGGCCGGCAGCUUCGGGCGUUCUGAAUGAUGUAGCAUCUGUCAAGUGGAUUAAAUCCGAAAUUUUCAAAGCUCAAAGUGGAUUGUGGGCCACCAGAUUGGAACACCUGUACAAAGAGAAAUUCAAGAAAGUUUUACCAGUGAGUUUCAUACAAGAACUGAAGUUUAGACCUGAUAUUGCGACAGUCGAGGAACCAAUUUCUGGACGGUAUUUACUUUACGCUCCACGAAAGCAGCAGGUAUGGCAGAGGUGCAGUCUGCAGUGGUGCCUAUAAAUUACUUUGAAUUUGUGCUCGAGUAAAAGUAGAACUGAAGUAAUUAACAAUAAAACUACUUGACUAACAGUAAAAAAGUAUUGGAGGCAAAACAUACUUAAGUAAAAAGUACAAAGUAUCCUUAAAACAUACUUGAAGUAAAAAAGUAAAAGUACUAUUGUCUGUAGCGUGUGGGGAUUUGUACUCGAGUAAAAGUAGAACUGAAGUAAUUAACAAUAAAACUACUUGACUAACAGUAAAAAAGUAUUGGAGGCAAAACAUACUUAAGUAAAAAGUACAAAGUAUCCUUAAAACAUACUUGAAGUAAAAAAGUAAAAGUACUAUUGUCUCAGAAGCGUAGAUUUGAAAUUGAGCAAGCAACUCCAGGCUAAUUCAAAUGGGUAUAAGUAACAAUAAAACUACUUGACUAACAGUAAAAAAGUACUGGAGGCAAAACAUACUUAAGUAAAAAGUACAAAGUAUCCUUAAAACAUACUUGAAGUAAAAAAGUAAAAGUACUAUUGUCUGUAGCGUGUGGGGAUUUGUACUCGAGUAAAAGUAGAACUGAAGUAAUUAACAAUAAAACUACUUGACUAACAGUAAAAAAGUACUGGAGGCAAAACAUACUUAAGUAAAAAGUACAAAGUGUCCUUAAAACAUACUUGAAGUAAAAAAGUAAAAGUACUAUUGUCUGUAGCGUGUGGGGAUUUGUACUCGAGUAAAAGUAAAACUGAAGUAAUUAACAAUAAAACUACUUGACUAACAGUAAAAAAGUAUUGGAGGCAAAACAUACUUAAGUAAAAAGUACAAAGUGUCCUUAAAACAUACUUGAAGUAAAAAAGUAAAAGUACUAUUGUCUGUAGCGUGUGGGGAUUUGUACUCGAGUAAAAGUAAAACUGAAGUAAUUAACAAUAAAACUACUUGACUAACAGUAAAAAAGUACUGGAGGCAAAACAUACUUAAGUAAAAAGUACAAAGUGUCCUUAAAACAUACUUGAAGUAAAAAAGUAAAAGUACUAUUGUCUGUAGCCUGUGGGGGGGGGGGCUUCUCCAAUCCUACUAUGUGCCAAGUGGCAGGGAUUGAACCUGCGCAUGGUCCUGCGACUCCGGGGCGGCGCCAUUGAACUAUAAAUAAACUGGAAGGCUAACUGCUAUGAUGAAGGCCUAUGAUUUGAUGAAGCCAAAAUAGUUUUUCUUAGUUAUGAGCAGAAAUAGUUGACCCCAAACGUUGGGCCAUAUAUCAAAUUGAAGCUAUUGAAAAUUGCUAUUCGGUGUGGAAAUUUCAAGACUUCAGCGAAAAGAAAACUAUUUAAAAGAUACAAAAACAACUGCAAAAUGGCAAAUUAUCGGUAAUUUUGUUUGUAGUUUUUCAAUAUUUCUUGAAAUAUUGAAAUUUCCUAAAGUCUUGAAAUUUCCACACCAAAUAGCGUUUUUCAAUAGCUUCAAUUUGAUAUAUAGCCCAACGUUCAGUGUCGAGUAUUUCUGCUCAUAACUCAGAAAAACUAAAAUGCACUGGCCUCAAUCCCCCCCCCCCCUGAGUUAGCCUUCCAGUUUAUUUAUAGUUCAAUGGGCGGCGCUCGAUGAUUUCACUUCAGUCGUAUGUGAGAAGAGUACUUUCAAUUUGGCUCUACCAAACAUCACAGAAGGCACAGAUUUUCAAUGGAUAUUCGAGUUUGGGUUUUCUCUUGUAGCAGUAGGGGAAAUGGUUUAUCUGGAUCUCUAGGGAGAACUGUUAAUUUAGCACCGAUGGAGUUAUCCAGCAUAAAUAAAGUUGAUUUAGUUUAGCUUUCCUCUUGUACUGUACUGACACUGGACCAAUAAGAGAUGUCCCUUACCAGACUUCUAAAGAGAACAAUUUAGAACUGAUAGAUCUAUGUAAUAAAUAUAGUUGUCGUUAACAGUAGUUUCGGGCUUUUUAACCUUUUUUCUAUAGGGAGAACAGUUAAUUUAGCACUGGAGUUAUCCAGCAUAAAUAAAGUUGAUUUAGUUUAGCUUAGGGCUUUAGGUAUCAGAUGAACUUGUCCCUUGGACCCCCCCUCAUAAAAUAUGUACGCAUAACUCACCAACCCUUAAAAUUGUUUGUAAAGUACAUAGUUUAAUUACAUUAUAAUUAUUCAGGCAAGUUUGUCCAAACAAUUAAUUUAUUACAAGUGUAAAAUAACCCUCAGUGUUACAAGUAUGUGUUUUAAUUAUCUUACAGCCUCCUCCAACCAAGACAAACCAACGACAUCAGACUCAAGUGAAUGUAAAUCCAGACUUUGCUCUGCCAUACUUCCUUCCAGAUGUUGGGUAUGCUCUUUUGCUUUUUUUAUUGAGUUUCAUUUGAGAUCAUCAGCACUUUUGGGUAAUAUUAGCUUGACUGAUAUGCCAUAAGUUUGUCAGCAAGUUACUUCAAUUUUUCAGAAAAUCAAUUGUUGUCUACAUAUCUCAUACGGAAAAUCCGAGUUAUUUCUACGUGAGUCGUGCAGAUGCAAUAUCGGAAAUGUUGAGUGAGGAAAUACUGAGUCAUUACAAG